UGGGCUUUGAGAACCUUGGGGGGUGCGGAGAGCCCUAAGAGAGCCCUGGGGUCGCGUCCUCUCAUGCUGCUCUGUUUAUGCUCUCAGAAGCCGGCAAUGACCGCCCGCGCCCUCCUCGCGGGUGGGCUUCGGGACCCUGGGCUCUGCGCCCCCACGCGGGAGGCUCCGUCUCAGCCCGGCCUUCCCGGGACGCCGUCCCGGCCCCGGCCUCUGCUGCGCCCCCUGCUGCUGCUGCCGCUGCUGCUCCUGCCGCGCCCCGCCCUCUCCGCUGUGUUCACAGUUGGGGUGCUGGGCCCCUGGGCCUGCGACCCCAUCUUCGCCCGUGCCCGCCCGGACCUGGCCGCCCGCCUGGCCGCCGCCCGCCUGAACCACGAAGCUGCCCUGGAGGACGGCCCCCGCUUCGAGGUCGCGCUGCUGCCCGAGCCGUGCCGGACGCCGGGCUCGCUGGGGGCGGUAUCCUCCGCGCUCACCCGCGUCUCAGGCCUCGUGGGGCCGGUGAACCCCGCAGCCUGCCGGCCGGCGGAGCUACUAGCUCAAGAGGCGGGGAUCGCCCUGGUUCCCUGGGGCUGCCCCGGAAUGCGGGCGGCGGGCACCACGGCUCCCGCGGUGACGCCCGCGGCGGAUGCGCUCUACGCCCUCCUGCGCGCGUUCCGCUGGGCGCACGUGGCCGUGGUCACCGCUCCCCAGGACCUGUGGGUGGAGGCGGGACGCGCACUUUCCACGGCGCUCAGGGCCCGGGGUCUGCCCGUUGCCCUGGUGACCUCUAUGGAGCCCUCGGACCUGUCUGGAGCCCGGGAGGCCCUGAGGAGGGUCCAAGGUGGACCCAGAGUCAGAGCAGUGAUCAUGGUGAUGCACUCGGUCCUGCUGGGCGGUGAGGAGCAGCGCUGCCUGCUGGAGGCUGCAGAGGAGCUGGGCUUGGCUGAUGGGUCCCUGGUCUUCCUGCCCUUCGACACGCUGCACUACGCCUUGUCUCCAGGCCCGGACGCCUUGGCCGUGCUCGCCAACAGCUCACAGCUUCGCAAGGCCCACGAUGCGGUGCUCACCCUCACGCGUCACUGUCCCCCGGGAGGCAGCGUGCUGGACAGUCUGCGCAGGGCCCAAGAGCAUCAGGAGCUGCCCCCUGACCUCAAUCUGCAGCAGGUAUCCCCUCUCUUCGGCACCAUCUAUGACUCGGUCUUCUUGUUGGCCGGGGGCGUGGCACGAGCACGGGCAGCUGCAGGUGGCGGCUGGGUGUCCGGAGCAGCCGUGGCCCGCCACGUCCGGGAUGCCCAGGUCCCCGGCUUCUGUGGGGCCCUGGGAGGAGCCGAGGAGCCCUCCUUUGUGCUGCUGGACACGGAUGCAGCCGGGGACCGGCUGUUCACCACAUACGUGCUGAACCCCACCCAGGGCUUCUUCCGCUCCGCCGGAACCCCGGUGCAUUUUCCUAGAGGGGGACGGGGGCCUGGGCCCGACCCCUCGUGUUGGUUCGACCCAGACGUCAUCUGCAACGGAGGAGUGGAGCCCGGCGUCGUCUUUCUCGGCUUCCUCCUGGUGGUUUUCAUGGGGCUGACAGGGGCCUUCCUGGCCCAUUAUUUUAGGCACCGGCUACUUCACAUCCAAAUGGUCUCCGGCCCCAACAAGAUCAUCCUGACUCUGGAUGACGUCACCUUCCUCCCCCCGCAGAGGAGCAGCUCUCGGAAGGUGGCCCAGGGGAGUCGAUGGAGUCUGGCCGCCCGCAGCUUGUCAGACGUUCGCAGCAUCCACAGCCAGAGCCCGGAUUACACCAACAUUGGCCUCUAUGAGGGAGACUGGGUUUGGCUGAAGAAAUUCCCGGGGGAACAGCACAUAGCUAUCCGCCCAGCGACCAAGAUGGCCUUCUCCAAGAUCCGGGAGCUCCGGCAUGAGAACGUGGCCCUCUACCUGGGGCUCUUCCUGGCGGGGGGAGCUGGCGGUGCCGCGGCCCCCGGGGAAGGGAUGCUGGCUGUGGUCUCAGAGCACUGUGCCCGUGGCUCCCUCCAAGACCUCCUCGCUCAGAGAGACAUAAAGCUGGACUGGAUGUUCAAGUCCUCCCUCCUACUGGACCUCAUCAAGGGAAUAAGGUAUCUGCACCAUCGAGGCGUGGCCCACGGGCGGCUGAAGUCACGGAACUGCGUGGUGGACGGGAGGUUCGUGCUUAAAGUCACCGACCACGGUCAUGGGCGACUGCUGGAAGCGCAGAGGGUGUUACCGGAGCCUCCCAGCGCGGAGGACCAGCUAUGGACAGCCCCGGAGCUGCUUCGGGACCCGGCCCUGGAGCGCCGGGGAACGCUGGCCGGCGACGUCUUCAGUCUGGGCAUCAUCAUGCAAGAGGUCGUGUGCCGCAGCGCCCCUUACGCCAUGCUGGAGCUGACUCCCGAGGAAGUGGUGAAGAGGGUACAGAGCCCCCCUCCGCUAUGUCGGCCCUCGGUGUCCAUGGACCAGGCGCCCAUGGAGUGCAUCCAGCUGAUGAAACAGUGCUGGGCAGAGCAGCCGGAACUUCGGCCCUCCAUGGACCGCACCUUCGAGCUGUUCAAGAGCAUCAACAAGGGCCGGAAGAUGAACAUCAUUGACUCGAUGCUGCGGAUGCUGGAGCAGUACUCCAGCAACCUGGAGGACCUGAUCCGGGAGCGCACGGAGGAGCUGGAGCUGGAAAAGCAGAAGACAGACCGGCUGCUCACACAGAUGCUGCCUCCGUCUGUGGCUGAGGCGCUGAAGAUGGGGACACCUGUGGAGCCCGAGUAUUUCGAGGAGGUGACACUGUACUUCAGUGACAUUGUGGGUUUCACCACCAUCUCAGCCAUGAGUGAGCCCAUCGAAGUGGUGGACCUGCUCAAUGACCUCUACACGCUCUUUGACGCCAUCAUCGGCUCCCAUGAUGUCUACAAGGUGGAGACAAUCGGGGACGCCUAUAUGGUGGCCUCAGGGCUGCCCCAACGGAACGGGCAGCGGCACGCAGCAGAGAUCGCCAACAUGGCUCUGGACAUCCUCAGUGCCGUGGGCACCUUCCGCAUGCGGCACAUGCCCGAGGUGCCCGUGCGCAUCCGCAUCGGCCUGCACUCGGGCCCGUGCGUGGCGGGCGUGGUGGGCCUCACCAUGCCGCGGUACUGCCUGUUUGGGGACACGGUCAACACCGCCUCGCGCAUGGAGUCCACCGGGCUGCCUUACCGCAUCCACGUGAACCGGAGCACCGUGGAGAUUCUCUGCGCCCUAAACGAGGGCUUCCAGACCGAGGUGCGGGGUCGCACGGAGCUGAAGGUGAGGCCGGGCUGGAAGACGCAACUCGCCACGCCCGGUUCCACUGAGACCUCGAGAUCCACCGGCCCUCACCUCAGUCCGCCUGAGUCCUUCCCUCCCCCGUGUCUCCCCAGGGCAAGGGCUGCGAGGAAACGUACUGGCUGGUGGGCAGACGCGGCUUCGACAAGCCCAUCCCCAAACCGCCUGACCUGCAACCGGGGGCCAGCAACCACGGCAUCAGCUUGCAGAGUAUCCCGCCUGAGCGGCGCCAGAAGCUGGAGAAGGCGAGGCCGGGCCAGUUUUCCGGAAAGUGAGGCUGGGCCUGGGACAAGGUACUGCCCCCUUGGCUCCCACACCCCACAGACCCCGGGGGCUACACACAUGCUUCCUGGAGGACGGGCACCUCUUCCCCAGCCUGAGGACCUAGCCCUGCCUGCCUGCAGAACGUCCCACUCAAGCCAGGUGUCCCCAUCCUUCUCUGACUUGGUGAGCCCAGGCUGGUUCCUAAACCCAGGGAUUUCCCAGCCACAGGGACCCUGGUUCGGUAGGUCUGGAGUGGGCCAGGAGUCCAGACUCGAGAAUGACUCUCCCCUACUGAGGUGAACCCCCGUGACCCCUUUCCAUGGUUUCCCUCUGAAACACUCCUCUCUCCCUCAGGAUUAUUCCAGAAGGUCCUUUUCCUGAAAGUUGCUGCUGUAGGUGACCAAAAGUCUGGCUAAUACCAGUGGCUUCCGUCCAGCUCUGCCUCAAAGGAUUCUGAGCCUUUGCAAGAGCUGGUUGCAAACCAGCUGUGUGACCCUGGGAAAGUCUCAUGCACUCUCUGGGCUUGGUUUCCCCUCCGUGGUAAAAUGAAGAGUGGCCUACCUAGGUGGUUUCCAUACCCUCCGGCCCUGACAGCUGGCCUUCAGAAUGGUUGGCCUUGGGGUACAGGGCACUGGGCACGUGGCCUCCAGCCCCAGUGACCCUGAGCCCAUCAGAAAGGCCCCAGGAAGGAGGAUCUGGGAUUGGAUGUCCCAACCCCAGAGGAGGUGGAGACCACCUAUUCCACCAGAGCAGGGGUGUCGUGUGGCCUGAGGAUUUGAGGGCUUCUCCAUCCCCCUCCUUCUUCUGUGGCAUAACCGCAUACUUUGCCCAAGUGCAGAGAAAAGCUUGUUGCAAAGCUUUGGGGAAACGAAGGUAAACAAACUCCACAAAACCUCUCCUAACCAGAACACCCAGGAAUAGUAGUAUUCUCUGUUUAACCGGGCGCCGCUGAGCAGGCAGUUGAACAGAAAAUCCUCCCAGCUUAGAUCUUUGCGACAAGUAUCAACCCCUCCCAUCCCAGUAAGUCCCCAGGUAAAGCUUCUUUUGUGGAACUCUGAUGUCCCAGAGCCUGAGCCUUGGCAUAUUGGACUCUGGGUGGCCUUCGCCAUUGCUGCAGAACCUGGCAGAAGUUAGCAGCAGCUGUAGCCAACGCAGGCUGUCACUAGGUGGUGAGCCUCCAGUCCCUGGAGAUGUGCAAGCAGAACUGGAGACCUCUUUGAGCAGGGAGAGAACGGUCAGAGGGACUUCCUAGGCGGAAGGAUGAACUAAAUCCUCACCACACAGUGUGGUAGGUAGGCCAGCAGCAGCGACAUCGCCUGGGAGCUUGUUAGCAACGCAGAAUCUCAGGCCCAGGCGUAUUGCAACAGAAUCUACACCCUAACAGAGUUCCUUCAGAGUAUUUCUAUGCACAUUAAAGUUUCUGAGUCAGAGAACGAAAGGAUCCUAGGAUCCCUAAAAUCUCAGAACUGCUAAGAUUUCAUAAAAACCAGCCUAGAAACUAGCCCUGAGACUUGUUUCGUUUGAUCAAUGAAGUGGUUUUGUUUUUGUGUUGAGCUAACAUUUAGAAAUCAAGAGAUACCACAUUGUAAACAUGGCUGCCAAAUUUCCCUCUUCUCUGAAAUCAAAGCCCCGCAGGGGCGAUUGCUGACUUCCUGCUGGAGCGAAAGAGCAACCGUCCCCGCGUCCCGUCUCUCCAGGGUUUCGCUUUUCUGUUCUCACCACGGGGAGUGGAGUGCCCACCACUCCCCGUGGACUCCGAGACACCAAGAUUUUCUGAACAUCUCUUAUGUACCUGUCCAGAGCCUGUAGACGUUAGACCUCAGGACUCUGGAGUAGCUGAUGUUAGGAUUACAGGCACUGCUGGAGAUCACUUUGCCUGGCUCGUAAAGUCCGCAAGUUCAAUGGUCUGCCCCUCCUUCCUAAAGGUAGAGGAAGAACAGACAAGAUACCUAGAAUCCAGCACUUGUAGGUUCUGGUUACUAAGGUGGUGCUGCUAUAGUGAGUAAUAUAGUAUAAUUUAAAGAACAUUUUUAACCGAGUUCAGAGAUGAUGAAUUAAAGAUUUUUUUUAAAACCCUGAUGCACACACACACAAGAUAUUUUUUAAAUUAUGUACAUUCUUAAACAUCUCUCUUCAGAUUUUCUCUGUACUUAGGCCCCAGGAAUCAAGGGCAGGCUCGGAGCUUCGGGAAAGAAUUGGCCUGGGAUUAGGUGCAGGAGGAUUAGUGUGGACAGGCUGGGGCAAGGCACCCCCAGAGGGGGAGGAGUAUGACCUGGGGCCCAAACCCAGUUUGGGGCAGAGGCGGGGCGGGCAGGGCUGAGUGGAUCCCUUCCCACCCUCAACUCAGCCUUGUUCCUGGGACUCAGUCUCAAAGGCAAGUGACAGGGGGGAGGAGCUGGUAAAGGAGAGGCCUGUCCUCCUCCCCAGCCAGGAGAACGCAGGACCACCCGCCCCAGAGAGCUGGUGGGAGAAGAGGAGGGAAACAGCUAAGCCCCAGUCUCCUUUCUGCCCUUAGUCUCCUCUCUCUGCCGGGCAGUUUCUCCUUGCCUUUCUCCUCCAUUUCCGUGGAACCUUUUCUCCUGGGCCCAGUCAGUCUCCUAGAGCCCAGCUGCCCUCAGACCCAAGUCCUCUCCACCUGGUCACCCCUCUUGUUCCGGGGACCCGGGCAAUUCCCAGCCCAGAGAGCACCCAGCUUGGCCACUAGGCACCCCUCACCCUCAGACGUGUUUACACUACCUCGGCCAGCUGGCCUGUGCCAGGAGCCCACGCUCGGGGUGGCCUUGCCUUCGGGAUGGCUCUGUCGCCAGGAGCAGCGCUGGCCGAAGCAGGGACCUCCCGCAGCUCUGCUGCUGCUUCCAUCCCAUAGCCGGGACGCCGCACCCUGACCCAGGGCUCACCUGGCCCCUUUGUCUGUGCUGCUCCUCAGGGUCGGGGCCCUGCUCCCCAUCCCCACCUGCAGUGGACCCCCGACACCCCCCUUUGGGGGACCUGUGACACUGCGUUGUGGGACCGCGUUCACCGAGAUCUGGACUGUGCGCUGUGGACACCAGGCCAUGUGCCGUGGUGCUGGGUCCUGGCAGGGUGGGGGCUGGAAUAAAGGUGUGCUUUCUUCCA
This is a messenger RNA of Orcinus orca (killer whale), 6648 nucleotides long. RefSeq names its product guanylate cyclase 2D, retinal (gene GUCY2D). Lineage: Eukaryota; Metazoa; Chordata; Mammalia; Artiodactyla; Delphinidae. Gene Ontology annotation, molecular function: protein kinase activity; ATP binding; peptide receptor activity. The transcript is spliced from 17 exons. The coding region runs from base 64 to 3834 and encodes 1256 amino acids. The record is from RefSeq and is a predicted model, not a curated record. Gene Ontology annotation, biological process: receptor guanylyl cyclase signaling pathway; protein phosphorylation; intracellular signal transduction.